UAAAACACAAAUGGCGUUGCUCGAGAAUCGAAAUCGAUAGAAUUAAACAAAUCUUUAAAAACAUAUUAACACGUGCUUUUUAAUUUUAAUCAUAAUUUGCAUUUAAAAUGAUUUCAAAUAAAAUGGAAGCGGAUGAAGAUAAUGAAACAAAAGCAAAAUCUUUUUAUGAAUUAGAAUUAGAUGAUAGAAUUUUAAAGGCUGUUGCAAAAUUAGGUUGGUUAGAACCAACAUUAAUACAAGAAAAAACGAUACCAUUAAUGAUUGAAGGAAAAGAUAUUUUAAUUCGAGCUCGUACAGGAUCUGGAAAAACAGCUGCAUUUACUAUACCACUUAUUCAAAAAAUAUUAUCAAAUAAACAAACACGAAAACAACAAGAAAUUAAAGGUCUUAUUAUAGCUCCAAGCAAAGAAUUAUGUAAACAAAUACAUGAUGUUAUAAUUAGUCUAACAAUAAAAUGUAGCAGAGAAGUAAAAGCUAUUGAUAUCAGUCCUCAAGUAGAUCUUAGUGCACAGAAACUACUAUUAGCAGAAAAACCUGAUAUAGUUGUAAGCACUCCAAGUAAAUUAUUACAACAUUUAAAAGCAAAAAAUAUGAAAUUAAAGCAAUCACUUGAAACAUUAAUAAUUGAUGAAGCUGAUUUGAUAUUUUCAUUUGGAUAUGAAAAUGAAAUAAAAGAUAUAUUGAAUUAUUUACCAAUAUUAUACCAAGCAGUUUUAGCUUCUGCAACGUUAUCUGAAGAUGUGAUAACACUUAAAAAAUUAGUACUUCGUCAUCCUGUGAUUUUAAAAUUGGAGGAAGCUCCAUUGGCUCCACUAUCACAAUUAUCGCAUUAUAGUCUUGCAGCAGAGGAAAAUGAUAAAGCUGCUAUUUUAUGUGCUUUGUUAAAAUUACGUUUAAUUAGGGGAAAGACUAUCAUAUUUGUAAAUACUGUAGAUAGAUGUUAUAAAUUAAAAUUGUUUUUAGAACAAUUUGGAAUAGCAACUUGUGUAUUAAAUUCUGAAUUGCCAGCAGUUUCGCGAUGUAGAGCAGUUACUCAAUUUAAUUCUGGAACAUAUGAUAUUAUAAUAGCAUCAGAUGAAAAAUCUUUAGAAGAACCACAUAUAGCAAAAGUUAAAAGAGGAAAGCGAAAAAAAGACAAAGAAUUUGGUAUAGCCCGGGGAAUUGACUUCCAAUUUGUAUCUAAUGUAUUUAAUUUUGACUUUCCUCCAGAUAUAAAUUCUUAUAUUCAUAGAGCUGGACGUACUGCUCGAGGUAAAAAUGACGGAACAGUGUUGAGUCUCGUGUCAAUAAGAGAAAGACCAAUUCUUGAAGAUGUUGAAGUCGAGUUAAAACAAUGUUAUAAUUGCGAUAAAUUAUUAAAGACAUAUGAAUUUAAAUUAGAAGAAGUCGAAGGUUUUCGAUAUCGAGCAAAAGAUGCUUGGAAAGCAGUAACUCGAAUUGCUGUUCGUGAAGCUCGUUUAAAAGAAAUAAAACAAGAAGUACUCAAUUGUCAAAAAUUAAAAAGUUAUUUUGAAGAUAAUCCAAGAGAUUUGCAAUCAUUGAGACAAGAUAAAGCAUUACAUACUGUAAAAUUACAACCACAUUUAAAAGAUGUACCAGAUUAUAUAAUUCCACCAACUUUAAAAAGACUUGUUAAUACUGGCAAGAAAAAGAAAAAGUUUAAUAGGGAAGCUACAACAUCUAAACCUACUGCUACACAAUCAAAAUAUCGAGCUCGUGCAUCAAAUCCUUUAAUGAGUUUACAAUUACAAAACUUGAAAAAAUGAAUAUUUUGUAUUAAUAAUAAAAUAUUUUUUUUAAACUCA
This is a messenger RNA of Apis mellifera (honey bee), 1805 nucleotides long. It is a transcript of the gene Hlc, whose product is annotated as probable ATP-dependent RNA helicase DDX56. Gene Ontology annotation, molecular function: RNA helicase activity; ATP binding; nucleic acid binding. The coding region runs from base 108 to 1766 and encodes 552 amino acids. Gene Ontology annotation, cellular component: nucleolus. The record is from RefSeq and is a predicted model, not a curated record. NCBI's taxonomy places the organism in Eukaryota, Metazoa, Arthropoda, Insecta, Hymenoptera, Apidae. The transcript is spliced from 6 exons.